GUAUGUUGUUGGGCUGGAGAUUUCACGGCGAUGGCGACGAAGGCUCGGCGCUGGAGGGGGACGCAGUGAAGCUCACUUCGGCUUGGAUAUGACUAUUACCUGUUUCUCUGAUAUUGGUUUGCUGUUGAGUUAUUGCAUGGGCUUCGGAUGAGUCACGGGCUGCUGACCACUUCGCCGCUGCUUUCACUGAUGUUUUGCUUGUGAAUUUCUGAACAGGACCACCACAACUACCAGUCGUUCAUUGCUGAUUGUCCGCACCAGAUUGAAGCCAAAGUUCCUUGUUGGGUGACCCACACUCCUUCACAGGGGCCAUGGAGGAGGAGGGGCAGCAGAGCCUGGAAUGUAUCCAGGCCAAUCAGAUCUUUCCCAAGAAGUCCCCCGUCCUGGAGGAAGAAAACUUGCAGGUGCCCUUUCCUGAGCUGCAUGGGGAGUUCACAGAGUAUGUGGGGAGAGCAGAGGACGCCAUCAUUGCCACGUCCAACUACCGCCUACAUAUAAAGUUCAAAGAGUCUGUUGUCAAUAGUUGUUGUUGUGAGGUGUCAGUCCCCCUGCAGCUGAUUGAAUGUGUGGAGUGUCGAGAUAUGUUCCAGCUUCAUGUCACCUGUAAGGACUGUAAAGUUGUCAGGUGUCAGUUUUCCACCUUUGAGCAGUGCCAGGAAUGGCUCAAACGUCUGAACGGUGUAGUGCACCCUCCUUCUCGCUUGGAAGACCUGUUUUCCUUUGCCUUCCACGCCUGGUGCAUGGAGGUGUAUGCUGGAGAGAAGGAGCAGCACUGCGAGCUGUGUAGGCCAGGGGAACACGUGACCUCGUGGUUCAAGAAUGAGGUGGAGAGGAUGGGUUUUGACACUCAGAAUGCUUGGAGGAUAUCUGAUAUCAACAGCAAGUUCAGGCUUUGCCCCAGCUAUCCUCAGCAACUCUUGGUGCCAGCCUGGAUCACUGACAAGGAGCUGGAGAAUGUGGCUGCCUUCCGCUCCUGGAAGAGGUUUCCUGCUGUAGUAUAUAGACACCAGAGCACAGGAGCUGUGAUCGCUCGCUGUGGCCAACCAGAGGUCAGCUGGUGGGGCUGGAGGAAUGCUGACGACGAACACUUGGUUCAGUCCAUUGCCAAGGCCUGUGCCGUGGACAGCAGCUCCCGCAAGCACCUCCCCAAUGGAAGCUACACUAAUGGAGCAGACUUGCCAGAUACUGAUUUUGAAUCCUCAAUGACCAACAGCUCUGAAGUGGAGACACUGGCCAUCCAGCCCCACAAGUUACUGAUCCUGGAUGCCAGGUCCUACGCCGCAGCAGUAGCAAACAGGGCCAAGGGGGGAGGCUGUGAAUGCCCGGAGUACUAUCCUAAUUGUGAGGUGGUGUUCAUGGGAAUGGCCAACAUCCACUCCAUUCGCAAGAGUUUCCAGUCCCUGCGUUUCCUUUGUACUCAGAUGCCUGAUCCAGCCAACUGGCUUUCUGCACUGGAGAGCACCAAGUGGCUGCAACACCUGUCCUUGCUGCUGAAGGCUGCCCUGCUGGUUGUCAAUGCUGUGGACCGAGACCACAGACCCGUCUUGGUGCAUUGCUCUGAUGGCUGGGACCGCACACCUCAAAUUGUAGCUCUGUCCAAGCUGCUUUUGGACCCUUACUACCGCACCAUUGAGGGCUUCCAGGUUUUGGUGGAGACAGAAUGGCUGGACUUUGGCCACAAGUUUGCAGACCGCUGUGGUCAUGGGGAAAACUCUGAGGACCUGAAUGAGCGCUGCCCGGUCUUCCUGCAGUGGCUGGACUGUGUUCAUCAGCUGCAGAGACAAUUCCCAUGCUCCUUUGAGUUCAACGAGGCCUUCCUGGUGAAGCUGGUGCAGCACACCUACUCGUGUCUGUUCGGCACCUUCCUGUGCAACAGCGGCAAGGACAGGGAGGAUCGCCACGUUCAGGAGAGAACCUGCUCAGUCUGGUCACUGCUCAGACCAGCCAAUCGUACGCUGAGGAACAUGCUGUACUCCUCCCACUCCGAAUCCGUUCUCCACCCAGUCUGUCACGUACGGAACUUGAUGUUGUGGACAGCAGUUUACUUGCCCUGCUCUUCCCCCACCACCCCCUCCGAUGACUCCCGCGCCCCCUAUCCAGUGCCAGGUGCCAACCCGGAGGAUGCACCCCUGGGCAGGCGUACAAAAGCUCGUUCUUUUGACAACUUGCCCAGUGCAUGUGAGCUGGGAAGCUUGCUGGCUCCCAACCGCCGCUCCAGUGACCCGAGCCUCAAUGAGAAGUGGCAGGACCACCGGCGCUCUCUGGAGCUCAGCAUAGCAGUGGGGCCAGAGGGAGGGGGCAAUCAGGAUCUGGAGGUGCAGCCUAACGGAGAGGGACCUUCCCCAGAUGGUCUGGACUCUAAGCUGGACAGCCUGCAGUCCCAGGAAUCCCAGGCUGUACUCGGACAAAACGCCUCUGUGGAACCAGCAGGAGAGGACACGGAGGAGGCAGAGCUCUCCAUGGCUGUCGCUGAGGGGCAAAUGGAGAAUAUUCUGCAGGAAGCUACAAAGGAGGAAGUGGUAGCAGAUCCACAGGGAGGGAGAAGUGCCGCUCUGACUGAUGGUAGUGUUGCUGCUGAUGUGGAAGUAAAGACUGAUGUUGAAGUUGAGGAGGAGCAUCAGGUCACCAUUACCAAUGGAUCUGAGAGACAGAGGGAAAUAUUUGCUAAUGGUUUCUUUCCAGAAAAUGGUGUAAUGGAGUCAGAGGAGGAUGGUGACUCUUUCCCUGAAUCUGCACAGAAAGAAGAGGAACUCCAUCAGCAGACAGCCAAGGUGACUCAGACUCCAGAGGACCUGCUGAAGCAGAAUGAGGAGGUUCAAGAGGAGCCAAAACUUAGCCCCAAUGAGUCGAGCUCAGCUGAGCCUGAGCAACCUGCAGGCCAAACAAUGAUAGUUAAUGGCUUCGUGGGCAAAUUUCCCGAGGAGCUGGAGCUGGGCAUAGAUGACUCCUGCUCUGUCUCUGAAUUUGGAACUGCUGUCACUGAGCCAGGGGGGCAGGUGGAUAAGAGGGCCUCCCUGAUGGAGAGCUCCACAGAGACUCUAACAGAAGAAGCCUGCAGCAGAUCAGAGCUUCCAGCACAACAAACUGUUUGUUUGAGCCGUCAGCCCUACAGUGAGGGCAGGAGCCAAAUGUCCUGCUCCAUGAAAGACAGGGGGGUGGAGACAGGUGAACACAGCUCCAGCAGAACUUUAAACGGGGGCAGUAAGCAUCCCUCUGUCAGUGCCUUUCAGUCUGCUAGUGCUGAGCUCAGCAGGGACGGGCUGUGCAAUGGGGACAGCUUGGAUGGAGACCCCUGCGUAGGACAUCACUGGUUCAAAGGAAACGGGGAGCGGGCCCCUCUGAGUCGACAGGUGUCCCUAGCAAGCUGCAGCUCUUUGAUUCUCCACCUCCGAGGCAGCUGCUCUCAGCACCGCUGCUGUCACGCCGUGCUGAGCAGGACCAUCGUCAGCCCGGAGCAGCCGUCUCGAAGUCACCUGGACGACGACGGGCUGACUCUGCACACAGACGCCAUCCAGCAAAGACUGAGACAGAUCGAGGCAGGGCACCAGUUGGAGGUGGAGAAUCUGAAGAAGCAGGUACAGGAGCUGUGGAGCCGCCUGGAGAAUCAGCAACACGCCAACUCCCAUAGGAUUAAUGGAGACUUGGGAGACGAGGUGACCUCAAUAACAGAUUCUGAGUACAAUCUCGACGCAAACUGUUUGUCGCGCUGCAGCACAGAACUUUUCUCAGAGGCCAGCUGGGAGCAGGUGGACAAACAGGACACUGAGGUCACUCGCUGGUACCCUGACCAUUUGGCUGCACAGUGUUAUGGCUGUGAAAGCAGGUUUUGGCUUGCUACCAGGAAGCAUCACUGCAGUGACAGGGAGCCUGUCCAGGAGGUCUGGAACUGCGGUAACGUGUUCUGCGCCAGCUGUUGCGACCAAAAGAUCCCAGUGCCAAGCCAGCAGCUGUUCGAGCCCAGCCGCGUGUGCAAGAACUGCUACAGCAGCCUCCAGGUCGGCGCUGCGCCUCUCGACCUGGAGCUGGAGAAACCCAUCGCAGCCAGCUCCAACUGAGGACCACCGGAGCAGAGUGCAGGGGUGCUGGGCGGAGCCACCAGCCGCUGACACAGGUGCACGGGAGCUACGCAGGAUGUCCCAUAUGCUUUGUUUGGAUUAUGUGGGUGUGCGUGCUGCUGAAAUGCAAUUUAAGGUAAACAUACAGAGGACGAUGUGCUCACAGAGCACUCUGAAGGUUGGUGUGAGUGUGUGUGACUGUAUGUAAGGGUUAGCAGCAGCGGUGGAACUGCACUCCAAGGCCAGAGGAGCCAGAAUGGAAUUCCUGGGGUUUAGGGCCAGGCACACAAAGGAGGAGGCCUCACAGUUUCUGCUGACUCGUCUGGAAGACUUUGAGCUCUUUAAAACCUCCCACCCCACCCCCCAACACACACACACACACGCACGCACACACACACACACA
Messenger RNA from Austrofundulus limnaeus, 4458 nucleotides. It is a transcript of the gene mtmr3, whose product is annotated as myotubularin related protein 3. Gene Ontology annotation, molecular function: phosphatidylinositol-3,5-bisphosphate 3-phosphatase activity; metal ion binding; protein phosphatase binding. The transcript is spliced from 22 exons. The record is from RefSeq and is a predicted model, not a curated record. NCBI's taxonomy places the organism in Eukaryota, Metazoa, Chordata, Actinopteri, Cyprinodontiformes, Rivulidae. Gene Ontology annotation, biological process: phosphatidylinositol dephosphorylation; regulation of autophagy. Bases 312 to 4055 code for a protein of 1247 amino acids. Gene Ontology annotation, cellular component: cytoplasm; membrane.